CAUGAGUCCUUUGAGUCCUUGGGAGCUGCACAUACUUCUCUGCAGCAGGGCUGUCCCCCCUCUCUCUGGCGUGUUCAUGCUUGCAGCAGAGCCAUGAUUUUCCUCUCUCUGCCCAGCUGCCUUGCAGAAGACUCAUUCUCUCCGUGGCUUUUUGCCUUCCAGGUAGAGCCACAGGCCUGCCCGUUCCCGUGCCAGUGUCCCUCGCAGCCUCUGCAGUGCCCUGCGGGUACCAGCUGCACGUGGGAUGCCUGUGGCUGCUGCAGGGCGUGUGCCCAACAGCUGGGCGAGCUCUGCUCCUUGCACAGGCCCUGUGGCCAUCACAAGGGCUUCUACUGCCACUUCUCCAAAAUCCACCGAGGCAGCGGGAUCUGCUGAGCUCACGAGGACACAACGUGUGACCUGCUGGGCAAGAUCUACCUCAAUGGGGAGAGCUUCCAGCCCACGUGCAAGCUGCAGUGCAUCUGCAUGGAUGGGGCCAUUGGCUGCAUCCCGCUCUGCUCUGACGACCUGUGCCUGCCAUCCCCAGAGGGCCCCAACCCCCGGAGGGUGAAGUUCCACAGCAAGUGCUGUGAGGAGUGGGUGUGUGAGGAGAGCAGUGAGGAGAGCCGCUUUGGAACAGCCGUGGCAGUUUUCAGGGACAAUCCAGCUCACAAGCCAGAGCUGAACAAGCUGCAGGAGAACUGCCUGGUGCAGACCAUAGACCCGUGCUCCCACAGCUGUGGAAUGGGCAUCUCCGCCCGCGUGACCAACAACAACCCCCAGUGCCGCUUGGAGAAGGAGACCCGGCUCUGCAUGCUCCGGCCUUGUGACUUCUCCACGGAGAAAACCAAGAAGAAGGGGAAGAAGUGUGUGCGGAGCCCAAGGCAGCGCCAGCGCCUCCACUUUGAGUUUUCGGGAUGCACCAGCACCCACUCCUACCGGCCCCGGUUCUGCUGCAGCUGCUCGGACGGGUGCUGCUGCACCCCGUUCCUGACCAGCACCGUGGCUAUGGAGUUCAGCUGCCCUGAGGGGGACUUCUUCCAGAGGAAGAUGAUGUUCAUCAAGAUGUGCUCCUGCCACUAUGACUGCCCCCGAGACAAUGACAUUUUCCUGGCCAUGUAUCACCGUCGGAUGAUUGGUGACCACGUCAAGGCUGUGCAGCAAUAGCCCUGUCUUGCCAGGUCUGAGGUGUGCAGAACAGCUCUGCAGUGCUUUUGUGGCUGUGUCCUGGGCCAAUGCAGCCUCUUCCCCUUCUGUGAAGGGCUGUGCCUUCCACAGGAGCACUGUUCACACCUGUGGUCCUUGUGGUUUUUCCAGCUGCCCC
Messenger RNA from Ficedula albicollis (Collared flycatcher), 1303 nucleotides. Its product is annotated as connective tissue growth factor-like. Lineage: Eukaryota; Metazoa; Chordata; Aves; Passeriformes; Muscicapidae. The record is from RefSeq and is a predicted model, not a curated record. Gene Ontology annotation, molecular function: heparin binding; integrin binding. Gene Ontology annotation, biological process: signal transduction; cell adhesion. Gene Ontology annotation, cellular component: extracellular region; extracellular matrix.